AUGGCAAAAGCCAGGAAAAAAAGAAAUUUUACGGAGUGUGAAUUGGAGGUUCUGCUGACGGAGUUAGAGGCACAGGCAGUAAACACGGUAGGGUCGGAGAACCGCACCGCAGCGGAGUUGAAAAAGAAGUGGUCAGAUAUGAAGACAUAUCUGCCCAUCGCCAGAGCCUUCAGGCCACAGGUGGUGGAGUCCCUGUAUUACGCACAAACGGCUAAACUGAAAGAACUGGAGUUACAGAAAGCUGAGCUGGAGAGGCAGAAGACUGAGGUGCAGAGGCAGAAGAUUGAGGUGCAGAGUCGGAAGAUUGAGCUUGAGAAGUUAAAGAAACAACUUCAAGUCAAACAGGUGGCUUUCUCAGCCUCUCUGUUGGCUUCAGGCUCAGGAACUAUCGGACCAUUUAACACACAAACUCCUCUGGUCUUCAGACAUGUCGUCUCAAACAUUGGAAAUGCCUACAAUCCAAACACAGGUUUUUUCAUUGCAACAGUGAGAGGAGCCUACCACUUUGAGAUCUACGUAGCUGGAUAUGGACAUGCUUCACAUCCUUCAGCUGCUGCAUUGAUCAAGAACGGAGAGGUUAUUUGUGUUGCAUAUGAUCAUCGGCCGUCUAACUUUGGGAGCUCUGCUCAUGGCACCACGCUGCUUCUAGAGGUCGGAGAUGUUGUGUUUAUGCGUCUGUGGGCUAACUCUUGGAUUUAUGAUGAUGAAAAUCACUAUAGCACCUUCAGUGGCCAUCUGCUUUUCACCAUGUGA
Dicentrarchus labrax (European seabass) is the source of this 753-nucleotide messenger RNA. Its product is annotated as complement C1q-like protein 2. The record is from RefSeq and is a predicted model, not a curated record. The transcript has 4 exons. Lineage: Eukaryota; Metazoa; Chordata; Actinopteri; Moronidae. The coding region runs from base 1 to 753 and encodes 250 amino acids. Gene Ontology annotation, molecular function: protein binding.